Entamoeba nuttalli P19 is the source of this 634-nucleotide messenger RNA. Its product is annotated as CXXC-rich protein. The transcript has a single exon. The annotation marks the transcript as partial. Lineage: Eukaryota; Evosea; Mastigamoebida; Endamoebidae. The record is from RefSeq and is a predicted model, not a curated record.
AUGAAUGAGAGGAAUGAGUGUGUUUGUUCACCAUCAACUGGUUACAAUUUUAUUCUUGACAAGUGCCAACCUUGUAGAGGUGAUUGUGAUACUUGUACGGAGAAUUAUGCUGUAUGUGAAGGAAGUUGUAGAGGAAAUGCUUCAAUCUCAAAUAAUUGUGGGUGUGUUGGAAGUACUUAUCAUUGCAAUGAGCAUGACUGUUGUGAGUGUUCAAUUCUUCAUAGUCAUUGUUUGUAUUGUGAUGGUGUUGUUUGCAAUCAAUGUGAUCCAGAAUAUGUUCUUGAAAAUGGAGUAUGUAAAGAAUGUCAGGAAGUAUUUCCUAUGUGUUCUUAUUGUAGGAAUGGCAAGUGCGAGGAAUGUACUGAUGGGUAUUAUAAGAGUGAAGGGUCAUGUCAUAAAUGUGCUGAUCAUUGUCUUAGCUGUAAUGAAAUUACUUGUGACUUAUGUCAAGUUGGUUAUUAUGUAAAUGGUAAUAAAUGUAAUCCUUGUUUACCUCAUUGUAUGAGUUGCCAAAAUGAAAGUUUCUGUAACUCAUGUGAAGAUUUAUAUGAAUGGAAUACUCUUAAAAAUGAAUGUGUUUUAGUAGGUGAUGAUGGCUUUUCUAAUGGAUCAAAAGAAUCAAUUGUUUCUAUUG